AUGGGUGGAGCUGGGCAUAUCCAGCUCCACCCAGCUCACCCAGCUCAAUAUGAGCUAGCCCACACGCGUAGCGUUAGCGGUGUCGUGGCGGAAUUCCGCUAUGCUAUGCUUAACGCUAACGGGAAUUCCGCUGUGUUACACUACACUAACCGCUACGCCCAGGCUGAGGUUGUGGGGGUGCACUUAUGCCAACAGACUAUAAUGGCUGGGCUGCGGGAAGUCAUACCAAUACUAAACCCACAGUUGCAACCCAGCUCCCUGAGCUGGAAAAAGGAGCUGGGAGAGCUGGGUGGAGCUAGGAACAUCCAGCUCCACCCAUUUUUCCAUUCCAAAUGGAGGAUGUGA
Puccinia graminis f. sp. tritici CRL 75-36-700-3 is the source of this 345-nucleotide messenger RNA. RefSeq lists its product as uncharacterized. The transcript has 3 exons. Bases 1 to 345 code for a protein of 114 amino acids. NCBI's taxonomy places the organism in Eukaryota, Fungi, Basidiomycota, Pucciniomycetes, Pucciniales, Pucciniaceae. The record is from RefSeq and is a predicted model, not a curated record.